GAAUCCGUUGGAAGAAUACCCCGUGUUCACAUAUAUACACAAGAGAAGAAGGUUAUCGUGUAAAUACAUAACAGCCUCUACCUACUAUACCAUCACCACAACCACCCCACAACCACAAACCAGAAGCAAAAACACUCUCCCAAAUCUCAAAAUGCCAGCAAUGCAAUAUUUCGAAAAGGCGCAAACAACGUUUAACCCCCCACUCAUCGCAAACGAAAACGCGUAUCUGGGCGAUGUAGUCUCGUCCGAAUCCACUGACCCCGAAAAGCCCAUAAGCGGUGGUUUCUACCGUCUGGAAAAGGGAACACCACUCGUGUACACGUACACGUAUGAUGAGAUUAAGAUUAUAGUUGAUGGACAUUUUUACAUCAGCGAUGAGACGGGCAAGGAAGUAAAAGCGGAAAAGGGUGAUGUCUUCUUCUUUCCAAAGGGGAGUAAGAUUACCUUCAAGACGGAUGAUUUUGGCUUGGGGUUUUUUGUUGGGCAGAGGAAGAAGGAUGGGGCGUAGGUGGGUUGAGAAGAUGAGAAGAUGAGAAGACGAGGGGAUGAGAAGGAGAGACGGAGUGGUAGAAAUACCUGGUACAUAGGACUGUCAUGUUUGUCUAUGGUUUAUAGGCUUAUAGUGGGCGUGUAUGGUGUGAGAAGAAGAGGAGAGAUGGGGACAUUCGAAGUGGUAGAGAUACCUGGGAAAUAGGUCUAUCAUGAUUGUCCAUGGUUUAUAGGCUUAUGGUGUGCGUGUAUGGUCUGUCGUGAACUGAGAAGAAAGUAAAUUCAGUAUAAAAUCAUGAAUGUUAGUACUACCA
Pyrenophora tritici-repentis Pt-1C-BFP is the source of this 803-nucleotide messenger RNA. RefSeq names its product EutQ, Ethanolamine utilization protein. The record is from RefSeq and is a predicted model, not a curated record. NCBI's taxonomy places the organism in Eukaryota, Fungi, Ascomycota, Dothideomycetes, Pleosporales, Pleosporaceae.